Molecule: messenger RNA, 2843 nt
Organism: Sphaeramia orbicularis (orbiculate cardinalfish)
Lineage: Eukaryota; Metazoa; Chordata; Actinopteri; Kurtiformes; Apogonidae
Gene: slc35a3a
Product: solute carrier family 35 member A3a
Exons: 8
Coding region: 381-1364 (327 amino acids)
Biological process (GO): pyrimidine nucleotide-sugar transmembrane transport
Cellular component (GO): Golgi membrane
Molecular function (GO): pyrimidine nucleotide-sugar transmembrane transporter activity
Source: RefSeq, a predicted model, not a curated record
UACACGGAAGUCAUUCAGGAUUUUACAUGCUUGAGAUUUUUCUUCGUCCCGCUGUCUUCGGCGGUGGAGUUUAGAUUUUAUAGUGGGUUAGAGGGUGAUGGCAGCCGGUGGUGGGUGGGUGUGUGCGUGGGGACACUGGCGGGGGGAUGUUGUCCUCUGAGUCUGUGUCCGGUGCGGGUCAGUGGACGCCAGGACCUGAAGCUGCUGUUUUGACAGCUGCCUCCACUACCUGAGAGUCCACACAAGGAGCUGCUCUGCUCUAACACACACUGCACAGGGGUUAAAGAGGGCGGACUGUAGGUAAAGAGCAUUUUAAAGACUGUGGAGGUGUUUUCUAGACGUGUCUGUGGUCGGACAGGAGGACAGGCCCUCCAGUGGUCAUGGCUUCCCGGCUGAAGUACCUCUCUCUGGGGGUGCUGGUGUUCCAGACCACCUCCCUGGUGCUCACCAUGCGGUACUCCCGCACCCUGCAGGCCGAGGGCCCGCGGUACCUGGCCUCCUCUGCGGUGGUGGUGGCAGAGGUCAUGAAGAUCCUCACCUGUGUCCUGCUGGUCUUCAAGGAGCACAGUUACAGCAUGCGAGCUCUGAACAGUGUCCUUCGUCAGGAAAUUGCUCACAAACCAAUAGAAACACUAAAGCUGGCGAUCCCCUCUGGCAUCUACACACUGCAGAACAACCUGCUGUAUGUCGCUCUGUCCAACCUGGACGCAGCCACCUACCAGGUGACGUACCAGCUGAAGAUCCUGACCACAGCACUGUUCUCCGUGUCCAUGCUGGGCCGCAGGCUGGGGGUCUACCAGUGGCUCUCACUGCUGAUCCUUAUGGCUGGAGUGGCUCUUGUGCAGUGGCCCUCUGAAUCUGCCUCGGCCCCGGAGAAGGAGGCCCUGUCCGCCGGCUCCCAGUUCGUUGGUGUGAUGGCCGUUCUGGUGGCGUGCUGCUCUAGCGGUUUUGCUGGUGUUUACUUUGAGAAGAUCCUGAAGGAGAGCAAACAGAGCGUCUGGGUCCGCAACAUCCAGUUAGGGAUGUUUGGGUUUGUGUUUGGCCUUUUUGGGAUGCUGGCCUAUGAUGGAGAAAGGGUGAGGGAGUCUGGAAUGUUCCAGGGAUACAACACAAUCACCUGGACCGUCGUAGCCCUGCAGGCACUGGGUGGUCUGGUCAUAGCAGCGGUUAUCAAGUAUGCAGACAACAUCCUCAAGGGCUUCGCUACAUCGCUGUCCAUCAUCCUGUCCACUCUUAUAUCGUACUUCUGGCUGCAGGACUUCGACCCCACCGGCGUCUUCUUCCUGGGAGCUAUUUUAGUCAUCGCGGCCACUUUCCUGUACGGCUACGAAGGCAAGCCGUCCCCUAACCCCAGCAGGGCGUAGGACCCUCACGGCCGACACUACAGCAGCAGCAGCAGGAGGAGGUCAUGUUGAAGUGUCAAGUCACGGAGGGGAAAGGAGGACACGAGCUGGAGAGAAAAGGAAGGGGAAAGAACUUUAGCAUAUGUAGUGAUUAUAAAAGGAGGAGACGGAGCAGGGGAAGUUUUCAGUUUGAGGGGUAUUCAAGGCCAGCACAGUGCUGCGAUGAGUCUCACAUACCAAAAGUGCCUCAGCUGGGAAGGUAACCAAUGAGAAAAGGAAACUGGCAAACCAGGACUGAAUGUUGUUUUUUGUCCCUCCGUUGAAAUAACCAGUGUAGAGAUAAUCCUGGCUGCCACAUUAAAGAAAUUCUCAACAGGACUAAGUGAUUGUGUUGAGGCAGAACCUGUCUGACUGCCAGUUACUGUUACUGUUACUGCCACGUCAAUCACCCCUGAACAGUAAAGGAGACACUCAGGCAGUAGUUUCUUUCCAAGUAUGACAUCUUCAGAGAUUUUGCAACCUUAGGUCAGCGUUUGAGGCCCUGGCCUUUUGUCUUGGUCCACUCUGGUCCACCCUUAAGGCAUUUUCAGGGUUUUUAAGGAGCCACCCAGUGUACAUUUUACGAAUAAUCUAUGUCUAACCACGCAUAAUUGAAUCUCGCAGAGUUAGAAUUUGCCUGACAACGCUGUCCGUUUGUACAGUAAAGUCAGUAUAAACCAACUAUGGUAACACAGUCUCAUUGACCAGAACUAGUAUUGUUUUCGAAGUUAUGGCACUUAGUGUUGCAUUUGGCUCAGCUCUAUUUCUGGAAAUGGCUUUUGUUGCCAGGCAACAUAUAGUUACAGGAUGUCUGUGACUGCGUAUACAGUGCGUCUCAUUGACAGACCUGUUUUACUGUAUGACUCUGAUCUGUCUGUGUCAGGCAGAGUCCUGGGUGUAUGAAUUCAAUGCUACAGGAAUAAAUUAAUCUGACAUUUCCAAUAACUGUGUUGGCUAUAACAGAGGUGAUUAUUUGAAGAUGUUGAUUUUUUUUUGUAAUGAAAAUGAUGAAAAUUCAAUUAUAUGGUGAAAAGAUUAUGUUGUACAAACCGAAAUUCUAACCCUAACCUUGGGUGUACGUAAUAGCACCGUAUAAAUAUGAAUCUAUGAAUGAAUUGUGUGUUUUAAGUUAUAACUCCUGAAUUAGGUGUUUACAAAACCACUGAUAAUCAACCUCUAUCUCCUUAUGUCCUGUGCUCAUGUAACAGUACUUCAUUUGGGCUGUGGGGGUUUGGAAAAAGCAUCAAGAAAUGACUGAAUGUAGUGCAGUAAAAUCACUAAGUUGAGAAGUGUGUCUGAAUUGUAAAGGAUUUAUUCAGAAAGUAACCCUCUGUAUGACACGACUGAUGUUUUGUGUCUGAAACUACUUAAUUUUCUUGGGAUGAAGCGGGUAUAAUUAAUGACUUUAUUAUUUUAAUUACCAAUUUGUGAUUCCUUUAUAAAAGAAAAAUGUUUCCCUUA